CACAAGUGUAAGAAAUGCUUGGCUAAAAUGAUAUCUAGACACGAAAAACACUUAAAAUAAGGAAAAACAUUAUCCAAUGAUGAAGCCUUAAAAGUGAUAAAACAGAUCUAAGAGUGGUAUUUUGCUAGGACUUCUGGUUCGCUAGCGUUUUGACCAGAAAUUCACCCAAAAUGGGAAACCAGUUGACUGGCAUUGCACCCUCUCAGAUCCUGAGUGUCGAUCAUUAUUUCAGUGAUUUAGCAGACUACGAAUUCGAUGGAAGUCUUGGAAGUACAAGGUUCUUUAAGGUAGCAAGAGCUCAACACAAGGAAGGUCUAUGUGUUGUCAAAGUAUUUGCCAUCCAAGAUCCAUCACUUCCUUUGAAGCAAUAUCAAGAUGAGCUGAAAGACAUCAAGAUCAGGCUGUCUAAUGCACCUAAUGUGUUGCCAUUCCAGAGAUCUGUUCUCUCCGAUAAAGCAAGUUUGCUGAUUCGACAGUUUGUGAAGGAUAAUUUGUAUGAUAGAAUAAGUACCAGACCAUUUUUGAAUCUGAUAGAAAAGAAAUGGAUUGUUUAUCAACUUUUGUGUGCACUUGAGCAAUGUCAUUCUGUCCAGGUAUGCCAUGGUGAUAUCAAAGCAGAGAAUAUUAUGGUCACAAGCUGGAACUGGGUCCUCUUGACAGACAUUGCUAGUUUCAAACCAGUGUACCUCCCAGAAGACAACCCUGCCGACUUCACCUUCUUCUUUGAUACAUCUCGGCGACGCACAUGCUAUGUUGCACCUGAACGAUUCCUAGAUGCAAGACAGACUGAUGCCUUAUUGUCAAGUGGUUCUACCUCACUAGGAGACUCUCAGUCCAGUGGAGGUCCUAGUUUACCGGAUAUGGAUAUGGAGCAAAGAAGGAAGAGAGUGUUACAGCCUGCAAUGGACAUAUUUUCAAUAGGAUGUGUCAUUGCUGAGUUGCUCAGUGAAGGAAACAAGCUGUUUGACCUGUCAGAGUUACUAGCAUACAGAAAUGGAGACUACCAUCCAAAAGCUGUGUUAGAAAAAAUAGAAGAUAACCAGAUAAGGGAAAUGGUAGAGCAUAUGAUUUCAAAAGAUCCCUCUCAAAGACUAAUAGCAUCAGAGUAUCUCAGGACCUAUGGAGGUUCUGUAUUUCCAGAACAGUUUUCCAGAUUCCUAGAAACUUACAUGACUAGAUUUGCCACUUUUCCUUUAUUAACAUCUGAUGAAAAAGUUAGCAGAAUAAAAAGAGAUAUCAAUCUAAUCCUUAAGGAGCUUUUACCUCCUGAACACAGCAACAGUGAAAAACCAGUAAAAGAUAAGGAUGGUUGUUUAGUAAUCAUAGUGUCACUGCUUACCUCCUGUGUGCGAACCUGUAAAUACUGUGUAUCUAAGCUAACAGCACUAGAACUCAUGACAACCUUGUCUCAUCAUGUCAGCGACGACAUCAUCUUAGAGAGGCUUCUUCCUUACAUGUUGUUCAUGGUAAAUGACACUUUACCACAAAUCAGAGCUCAGGCCAUCAAGACACUAACUCACUGUCUGCAUCUUGUCAAGAAUAUCACUCGCAGUGAUGCCAAUAUCUUCCCUGAGUAUAUUCUACCUAGUUUAUCGUGGUUAACACAAGAUGCUGAGGUAGUAGUACGGCUAGCCUAUGCAGAAAGUAUUGCAUCUCUGGCUGAAACAGCACUAAAGUUUUUAGAAAUGGCACAACUGGAUCGAAAUAAUGUGAUUAAAGAGAACCAAGAUGAUACUCCAAUACAAUACCAGGGAAGUUACGACACAGAGCUCCAAGCCCUUCACGAGAUAAUCCAACGUAAAGUAGUCACCUUACUGAGUGACCCAGAAAACAUCGUCAAACGAACAUUACUAGAGAAUGGUAUUACUCGCCUUUGUGUGUUCUUUGGUCGACAAAAAGCCAACGACGUUCUUCUCUCACAUAUGAUAACCUUUCUGAAUGACAAGUAUGACUGGCAGCUACGAGGAGCGUUCUUUGAUAGUAUCGUAGGGAUAGCUGCGUAUGUUGGUUGGCAAAGUAUCGCCAUGUUACGACCGUUGCUGGAACAGGGCUUGAGUGACACAGAAGAGUUUGUAGUUUGUAAAGCCUUGAAUGCCUUGACUUGUAUAGCUGAGCUUGGCUUGCUGAGGAAGCCUACGCUACUGGAACUUGUUUCAGAGAUUGUUCCUUUUCUCUGUCAUCCGAAUAUGUGGGUUAGAUAUGGUGCUGUGGGAUUCGUAGCAGCCGUAGCACGAACCCUGAACGUAGCAGAUGUGCACUGUCAUUUGUUACCUUUGCUGCAGUCGUUCCUCAAACAACCUGUUAUACAAGUUGACCAAGAGGUCAUUCUUGUAAGCUUGCUGAAAGAACCAAUCAACAGAGCUGUGUAUGACUUCGUCAUAAAGUCGCCACAGAUCGGCGUGCUGUUUGACAGUCUUCAAGAACGUCAGCGACGGCGCAGCGUCUGUCGCAGUGGUCAGCGGCCAACCUACCCCGAGACUGAAGAAGUCCUUGUUCCUCUGUUUCGAAAACUCCAUUCACAAGGGGUGACAGAACAAGACGAAGACAAAUUGCUGUACCUGAAGGACAUUAUGCUGAAACUACAUCGAGCCAAAGUUAGUGCUUCAGAUCAGCCCGAUAUGAACGACACAACAGCAGAGGGCGAGAUAGACCUGAAGAUACGAGGUAAAGGUGUAAUGAAAAGACAUGCUGAGCUGCCCAAGACAAACGAUAGCAAGCUUGAAAAUACCGGGACCAAUAAGAAAGGGAACAACAAGAACAAGAAACAACCAGUCGAUCUUCAAAUGAUGGUCUCCGAAGGGACAACUGGUGGCUCAUCUUCACGAACACAAGGCUGCUAUCAACAGAAUACAGUUGAGUCAGGAUCUUCAGUACUUCGCUACAGCAUCAGACGACGGGUCAGUCAAACUAUGGGAUCUGCAGAAACUUGAUGGUACAAGUUUGAUCAAUAAAUCCAGACAAACAUACAGCCGACAAGGAUUCAAGAUGAAAGCCCUCGUGUUCUGCGAGAGCUCAAGUUCUAUCGCUUGUGCAUCAAACGAAGGAAUUCUCAAUGUUUUCAGAAUCGAACAAAGUAACCAACAGCCUUCAGGAAAAUUACAAGUCUACCAGAAGAAAAUAAACCCAACCGAAGAAGGACACGUGGUUGACAUGGCUCAUUUUGACACAGGUUCACAAUCAGUUCUCACGUAUGCCACGUCAAAUGGUUAUGUUUGUGGAUGGGAUCUACGCUCGGCCAGUAUGGCCUGGAAGCUAGAGAAUGAUGCAUCACGUGGUUUAGUCACAUCAUUUGUAGUGGAUCCAUGUCAUUGUUGGUUGGUAGUUGGCACAAGUACAGGCAACAUGGUUUGCUGGGAUCUGCGCUUUCAGCUUCCCAUUACAAGUUUAGCACAUCCUUCAGGGGCAAGGAUCCGUAGAUUAGCAACUCACCCAACAGAACAGUCCUGGGUAGUAUCAGCUGUACAGGGGAACAAUGAAGUGAAUAUAUGGGACCUGGAGACAGGAUCUAGAAGACAAACGCUUUGGGCCAGCAAUACACCGCCUUUGUCUCAAACACAGGUUUCACCUCAUGCAGUGCACGCCUUGUACUCAAGUCUUCCUGAUACCAGCCCAUACAUUAUUACAGCAGGAUCAGACAAGCGUAUUAGAAUGUGGGAUCUAGCAUUCCCUGAACACUCACAGAUGGUAGCAGGAGCAGCUACAGACAACCUUAGCAAUGUUGUUCUGCAGUACAAGUCUCGUUUAAUAGAUGGAACAGAAGUUUUCCAAGAGGUCUACUGUAAACCAAGACAGGGAGCAGUCCAUGAGGACAUGCCGAGAAGGGGCCCAGAACAGCCUCCUGUGGGACACCAUGAGUGCAUAAAUGAUUUAAUAGUGUCUAAAUCACCACAAAAUUUUAUUAUUACUGCUGGGAGAGAUGGUGUGGUGAAGAUAUGGAAAUAAAAAAUGGGAAAUAGGUCUAAGAAUAUUUGAAUUACGGAUAUUAUAGCAGUAUUAUAGCAGUAAAAAAUUACAACUAGGGGGAAAAAUCAUAAAGCAAGAGGAACAUAUAGACUGAUGCUUUUGAGAGAGAAAAACAUACUUAUAACGAUCAGUUAGACGUGAGUGUGGAAAUUGUAAAAUUGUAGCAAGAAAAUGUUAUAGAAACGAAUUAUAGAAAGGGAAGUAUAGUACUGGUAGAGUGCAGAACCAUAUAUCUGUGAAAAAGUUAACAAACAAAAAAUUACAAAUUAGUACAUGGUGUUGUAGGUUUAUGGAACUUGAUAAUUUGUACAAACUUUUUCACGGACAUAUGGUAUGUAUUCUAGUAACUUUGACAGUCUCAAAGAAAUACUGAUAUUUAGUAUCAUUUCUUGGCCUUAUUUAUGGGUAAUGGAGAUCCAUUUUUACAACUAGGCCAUUGCUUUUAAUUUUGAACAACACCCCUAAGUCAUUGAGAAUAAGGCUUUGCAUUGUUGCAAUUGUUUCAUUGGUGCUAUUUAAUUGUACUAAUAAGUACUAUUUCUGAGGUCUGACCUUACCCCAAGGAUUUGCACUCACUUUUUACCCUAUAUCUCAAAUUUUCAUUAUAUUCUAAUCCUUAUUCCCCAGAAGAUUUUAGUAAUGUGUGUGUUUAGGUGUGGUCUAUCAUUAGUGAUUAUAAAUCAAGACCUAUAUCUUUAUAUUUGUGGGUGUGAUUUUUAAUAUGGGAUAUUACUGUAGUAUAGUCCAACAGGUAAUUAAUCAAGGACAAAAACAAUACAACAUAGUUAAAAGAAUUAAUAUUYAAUAUGUACAGAAAGGUAGUGAUUUUCCAUAUAACAAAAUAUUAACAUUACAAAACUGAAAACAAUUUAUUUUUUGAGAAUGAGUAUGUAUGGUUUCUUUUAGUGGAAUAAAAAAUAUAACUGUCUUCAUUAUUAA
This is a messenger RNA of Actinia tenebrosa (Australian red waratah sea anemone), 4902 nucleotides long. Its product is annotated as phosphoinositide 3-kinase regulatory subunit 4. Gene Ontology annotation, cellular component: late endosome; phosphatidylinositol 3-kinase complex, class III, type II; phosphatidylinositol 3-kinase complex, class III, type I. NCBI's taxonomy places the organism in Eukaryota, Metazoa, Cnidaria, Anthozoa, Actiniaria, Actiniidae. The record is from RefSeq and is a predicted model, not a curated record. Gene Ontology annotation, molecular function: protein serine/threonine kinase activity; protein binding; ATP binding. Gene Ontology annotation, biological process: autophagy of peroxisome; protein targeting to vacuole; late endosome to vacuole transport.